Messenger RNA from Porites evermanni, 2851 nucleotides. NCBI's taxonomy places the organism in Eukaryota, Metazoa, Cnidaria, Anthozoa, Scleractinia, Poritidae. The record is from the annotation of a GenBank genome assembly.
AUGCAUGAUCUUCGAACAACUCUACGAAUAGAAAUUCAAAGGAAUCAGAAUGACCGUGAUGCUAAUGAAGGACUGACGCUUGCCAUUGAAAAUUUAAAAAAACAGCUUCAAGUGAGUGCUAAGUUUUACUACAUGAAACAACAACACUUUAUCCUUAAACAAGUUAUUGGAGUAUUAAUUGUCCCGAAUUUAUUAAAUGAAAGAAUAGUAAGAUGACAUUAUUGCCAGCGACGAGUGUUAAGCCGGAGUUUUUACUGAUUUGUUUCGUUUCAGAGCAAGAGCGAGGAAGGUGAACAACAAGAUAAAAAAAUUGAGAAUUGCGAAAUGCGUAUGGAAGGCUUGGAGGUAAUUGCUUUCGUGCGUUGGUUUGCCCAAAGUACUACCUAACGCCCCGUAAAUAAUUCCUACCCCUUGAAAAAAAAUCAUCAGUAUAUACUCCCCUCAACGCCGUACCUUGAAUAACGCACAUCUUUAGUAUACCCUAAUUUUUAAAAAAAAAACUGCUGUCUACCUACCGUUUUUCUCAAAAACUGCUCGUUAAAUAUCCGUUUUUGAGGAAAAAAGAAAACAACUACUCAACAACAGCGUAGAUUUUACCAAAUGUCCCAUGGUUACCCCACCCCGUCAAGUAUUUGACAUUGAUACGAAUUUUCUGUCGUUUCUAAAGCGUCUUUUGGUCAGGAAACUUUUCCCACAAAUUAAAAAUUUUGUUUGACAUACCCUUAUUCUUUGUCGACAACAAAAGUAGUAUGGGAGGGAUCGGUUAGGCUUCUUUUUUGCGGGGAAAUCUCAUUAUCUUGCGGGAGAAUACAUAAACGCCAAUGACGUCAUAACCUUUUGUCUUUAUCUUAUGAAUAAAAUGCAGAGGAAUCUCAUUAAGAUAUGGUCAUGUGCUAUUUUUAAGUGAUUUAACCGGUCUGACAGGUUUUUUAGGUACUUCAAAGUCUGUAAUUAGCUUGGUUUCGUUUGAUUAGAAAACAAGAAAUCUUUUCAUUGGUUAAUUCUGUGACUAAAAAUCACUGAGCUGUAGCGUAAUUAAUUAUGCACCUUUUAUUUUCCGCCGCUGUCAUUGUCCGAGUUUCAGUUCAUGAUUCUUGGUGGGAAAAUCAAACUAGCUCUUAGUAGAACAAAAGACAAUGUUUCACUUACACCGUCCCCUUCCUGCUUCUCUACAAUUAAUUUUCUCACCCUUUUUGUUUUAUUUGUUUUAUUUUAAUUGUUAUUUUCUUCUACAGUAUUCACGCAGUGUUGCUUAACUUUAAGAAUUGCACAGCUUAGCAUUUUUGUUUUCAAUCAACCAACGCAAAGAACUCAAUGAUUACUGCCUAGGUGGUAGUUUUUUUUUCCUUUCCCACAUGGCUACUGCUCCUUAAAAAUUAAUCGCCUGCCUCAUUCCAAGGGGACUGAGUUACCGCUUUAACAGGGUCUUGUCCUUUUUGUUGUUUGUUUUUAUUUUUGUUUUCUUGUUUCUUCUUUGACUUUUUAGAGACGUCUGUCUGUUCUCACAUUUUGCUUAAGACAAGUAGACACUCAAGUUAAAGAGCUCAAUACAAACCUGGAAACGAAGAGACGGCAGGAAGAAGAAGAAAGCUUAAAUAUGAUUCCUUGUUUGAAGUCCGUGUUUCAAGCUACAACUGACAGAAUGUCUAACAUUGCGGACAACAUGAAGAGGCUAGAAAAUAAUUUUCUUCAAAUUGAGAACCGCGUGAGUUGCCCCGUAUUAAACAACAAAGGUGCGGCUGCGUUGAGCUUGCAAAUGUUAAUUUUUGACAUUUCGCUUUCUUAGAGAAAUUUGGGAAAUCUUAACUUGCAAUUGAAGGAUGGCGUCAAUUGUGAGUCAGACCUGAUUGCCGGCGGGUCGCGGAAAAUAACAACCAGCCUCAGUAGAAAGUUAGCUGGAGAAGCUCUAACCAACUAACAUCAACACACCAAUUUUUAUUUCAGGUCCACCAGGAUAUAACUGCUGAGAAACAGACACUACUGAAAACCCUCUUGAAAGAAAUUUAUGAACUCGAGGUGACUUAAAAGUAAUAUAUAGGUUUAGCCAUGUCUGAAAGCGAAGCGUCCAUUUAUAUACUUUUGACUAUUGAAAACCAAAAAUUAGAACGAAUAAGCUUCAGCCUAUUUCCAUUCAAUUUUUCGAGAAACAUUCACUCUGUUCCAAGCCUCCACUAGUAACUCGGAUAGCGCCAACUGGCCUGAGUACGAGGCUGCUCUAUUUGAGCUUCAUCAGUUCUCGUAGCCCCCUAAACUUCAUGAUCUUUUUUACUAUUAACAGAAACCAUAAAUUUCAUGUCAUUUUUAAAUUGAAAACUGUUCUUACAAUUUCCUUCCAUUAUUUCGGAAAAGGCUUUCAGUCGUGUUAACUUUAUUUGUAACGAAAGUAACCAUUCUCCAAAAGAAGCGACCACACGAAAAUAACUGGCGAGACCCAAUGUCGAUUUACAUUAAAUUGUGCUACCUAAUGAAUCCACUCAAUAUUGGACUUCAUUAAUUUCUCGAUCAUUCUAAAGUUGCAAGGUCGUGUGUUUAUAUGCGGGUGGUACAUCACUCAGACUAGUCUUCAAGUAAUUGUGGGUAUGAACGAAAUGGAUUACCAAUCUAUUCCUUUGCAGUUUGUUUGAGGUCAUUAACGUGAAUAUUUUUCGCAAAACGAAUGGAAAUUGGAAACUUAACUUAAAGUCAAGACCGUAUGUUUUGUCAAUAAAAACGGAACAAAAAGCUAACUGAAAGAAUCUUUGUUUAGGAUGAAAAUGACAACUUAUUAAAAUUUGCCGAAGAUGCUCUUGGCCUCAAAGGGCAAGAUACAGGAAGCCAGGUUAAUGAGAAGUUAAAUUCCCAAACUGACUGA